CAUUACGCAAGCAGAGGAGUCCAACAACCAUGACAAGCCUCCAUCACCUGAGCUGUCUGAUUUGAGUUUCUUCACCUUCACAUCGCACGCCUCUGUUGCCAGGUUUCUCACUCUAGCCCCUCUUUUGACACUGCUUCCUUCUCGCAGCUUCUAGACCAAUAUCCGUAGCCCGCGGGUUCCAUUCUGAAGCACGCGCUGUCCCUCCACACCUCCCGUGUACCCCUCACCCCUAUCCGCGCGCCACGCGUUUCGCCGAGAGCCAUGGAACUGCGGUGCUGCCUAGUUCUGGCGCUCCUUCCGCUUCUCGCUACGUCAGUCGCUGCCACCGACGUGUCAGCUGCCGAGGCUCAAGCGGGCGCGCUGACUGCGCAGCCCGCUGCCACCCCUCGCAUCGCGGGCGUGGAUCUGAGGCGCGUGGUGCUUCUAUCGCCGUGGGCGCCGCGCGCCUUCCUCUACAAGCAGUUCCUCACCGACGCCGAGUGCGACCACAUCAUCGCCCGAGCUGCUCCCAAGCUCGAACGGUCGGGCGUGGUGAACAACGACGACGGCAGCAGCUUCGUGAGCGACAUCCGCACGAGCUCGGGCACGUUCAUCGACAAGGGCGCCGACGCCGUCAUGCAGCGCGUGGAGCAGCGCAUCUCCGAGUGGACCUUCCUGCCGCUGCACAACCAGGAGUCGCUGCAGGUGCUGCGGUACACGCACGGGCAGAAGUACGAGCCCCACGUCGACUACUUCCACGAUCCUCUCAACACGCAGCGCGGCGGGCACCGCUACGCCACGGUGCUCAUGUACCUCAAUAACGUGACGCUGGGGGGGGAGACGGUGUUCCCCAAGGUCAAGGACGACACCCCCAAGGAUGACACUUGGUCCGACUGCGCCAAGGGCUUCCUGGCAGUGAAGCCAGAGAAGGGCGACGCCCUCCUGUUCUUCAACCUGCAUCCCGACGGCACCCCUGAUCCCACCAGUCUGCACUACGCAUGCCCCGUGGUGGAGGGAGUCAAGUGGUCUGCGCCCAAGUGGAUCCACGUGGCAGACUUUGAUAAGCCAGUGGGAACUGCCGAUGCUGGUGAUGCUGCUGACGGUUCUGCUGGUGGUGAUGGUGCUUGCACGGACAGCAAUGCAUACUGCCAGUACUGGGCGGAGGCGGGCGAGUGUGAGAAGAACCCCGUGUACAUGCGCGACGCAUGCCGCAAGGCCUGCAACAUCUGCUCCUAGCCUUUUCCCUCUCUUGGCGCGUAUUCCUAAGAGCUCCUUUGAUGAGAACCACCUGGUCUAUGUGGCCAUGGGAGAUGCAUGAUGCUUGAUGCAUCUCACCGCAACUGCGAGGCCUGCUUCUCAAGGGACCCGGUCCGUGCUUUUCUUUACUGGUGGUGAUAGCAGACGCGUUACAGCUUGCUCCCGUGAAGAGUUUUUUCGCUUUUACUCUCAUGGGUUGCUCUGGUUUGGUUUGGUGACUGCACUUUGCAGGAGUUGUACAGUUACUAGUAUGGAAAGGGUGGGUCAUUGGCUUCGAUAGAAGCAGGAACUGAGUUUGGAACAAAGCUGGGAAGGAGUUCAUUCGCUGU
Closterium sp. NIES-67 is the source of this 1565-nucleotide messenger RNA. The record is from the annotation of a GenBank genome assembly. NCBI's taxonomy places the organism in Eukaryota, Viridiplantae, Streptophyta, Zygnematophyceae, Desmidiales, Closteriaceae.